GCUCUCUCUCAUAGAACAGAGGUGAUUGAAGAUAACUCACAGCUUCAAGCCCAGGAAGAUGCCAACCCCAUUUUAGAUUCGAAAAUAGCAUGUAAUAUAAAAACCAGCAUUUCAGAAAAAUCAGAAGAAACCGUGGAAACCAUUAACAAUGUUAACGUUCAGAACGCUUCAGAAAGUUCGGAAGAAAUCAAGAGCAAGGUUGACCAGGUCUAUUUGGGAUCCCAUCAAAAUAAAUUAGUGGUAGUACCAAUUUCUUCUCCUAAAAACAUAGUUCCCAGAUCAUUAAGCAUCAAAAAACUUGCCAAUUCAUUCUGCCAGGCGAAUAUUGCAAGAAAUAAAACAAUUGUAGCAAAGCGAUCAGAGAUUACAUUAUGGUGUUUAUUCUCCAAAAAGUUCGAAGAUAAGGUUGUUGAGCUUAG
Funneliformis geosporum is the source of this 419-nucleotide messenger RNA. NCBI's taxonomy places the organism in Eukaryota, Fungi, Glomeromycota, Glomeromycetes, Glomerales, Glomeraceae. The record is from the annotation of a GenBank genome assembly.